Messenger RNA from Salvelinus fontinalis (brook trout), 1977 nucleotides. Its product is annotated as Fc receptor-like protein 4. NCBI's taxonomy places the organism in Eukaryota, Metazoa, Chordata, Actinopteri, Salmoniformes, Salmonidae. Gene Ontology annotation, molecular function: transmembrane signaling receptor activity. Gene Ontology annotation, biological process: cell surface receptor signaling pathway. The record is from RefSeq and is a predicted model, not a curated record.
AUGGAGCACACCUUGCUCUGUUUGCUGCUAUUGCUGAGUACACACAUCUACUCUGGACACUCUGAAGAUGAGACAAAGGCUGUUCUGACCAUAUACCCCACAUCCUCCCAGAUAUUCAGUGGAGAGUCUGUCACUCUCAGAUGUCACAUACAAAGGGGAAAAGUCACUGACUGGGAAUACAUAUGGAGCAAGGAUGAUGUAGACACAAUCAGUAGGAAGCAUGAAUAUGAGAUCAGUGAGGUUAAGAUUUCAAACAGUGGAGACUACUGGUGUCUGGGUACACACAUUGAUAAUGGGAAGUAUUCUAUGUGGAGUAAUGCAGUCAGACUGACAGUGACAGCCCUGCCCAAAGCUACACUGACCAUAACACCAAACCCUGCAUACACUGGAGAGACAGUAACUCUGGCGUGUUCAGUGGGGUCUGACACUGGCUGGAGGUAUACAUUGUACAAAGACAACACUAAGAAAGUAGUGACCUUGUCUGGCAGACACAAUACAACAGGAGCCACCUUCACCAUCAGUAGAGCUGCUGAGUCUGACCAGGGUCUCUACUGGUGUCAGAGAGAGAUCCAAUCCAGAUCCAUAUCAUCAAUCAUCAGUGAUCCUGUCACUAUCACUGUGAAAGAGAGACCUGUGGCUGUUCUGACCCUCCAACCCAACUGGCCCCAGAUAUUCAGUGGAGAGACUGUCACUCUCAGUUGUGACAUUCAAGGGGGAGAAGAGAUUGAGUAUGCGUUUUAUAACAGUGGGAAGUCGGUCUACACGAAUACAGAGCCUGAGUACAGAAUCAGUCCUGCAAAGAAUGGUCUAUAUACCUGUGAAGGUCUUCAGAAAAGAAAUGGCUUAAAACACACCAGUAAUGCUAUACAAUUGACCGUGUUAGAUAAACCCCAAGCUGUCCUGAGUGUCUCUCCUCAGUGGCUGAACCCUGGAGACUCAGUUACUCUGAGCUGUGGGGUUAAAGAGUCAUCUACAGGCUGGAGGUUCUUCUGGUACCGAACUGUUCCCUACACAGCUGGGUUACUCUCCCUAUCGGACAGGUCCUACUCAGUAAAGCCUCUAUCUGGCAAUGUGACUUGUGAAGACUCCUACACUCUGAUCCCUGCUGGUCCUAGUCACACAGGAGGAUAUGUGUGUAGAGCUGGGAGAGGAGACCCAGUCUAUUACACCUACAGUGAACCUCAGUUUCUCUGGUCAGGAGAUCCGCAACCAUCAGUGUCUCUCAAAAUAAGACCUAACAGAACUCAACACUUUACAUCAAAGUCUCUCUCACUAAGCUGUGAGGAGAAGAUGAACUCUACUGGAUGGAGACUGAAGAGAUACAGAGAGAAAGCAGUGGAGUCAGAGUGUGGCUCUAACUGGGGAUCAAUAGCAGGGUCCACAUGUACCAUCAGGUCCACAUACACAGGGGACAGUGGAGUGUACUGGUGUGAGUCUGGAUCAGGAGAGUACAGUAAUGCUGUCAACAUCACAGUGGACGUUGGCAGUCUGAUCCUGGAGAGCCCUCCCUAUCCAAUAACUGAGGGAGACUCUGUGACUCUGAGCUGUACAAAUAGAUAUCAGGACACAAACCCGAACCCCAAGGCUGAUUUCUACAAAGAUGGAAUAUUCAUCAGGAAUGAGACCAAAGGAGAGAUGACCAUCCCUGCAGUAUCCAUGUCAGAUGAAGGCUUCUAUAAGUGUAAAUCUAAUGAAGGAGAAUCACCAGAGAGCUGGGUGACAGUGAGAGGUUCCAUUGUCUCCAUCUCUGUGCUGCCCAGGCUGCUGUGUGGUUUACUGGUUGCGUCUCCCUUUCUACUGGUGUCUAUCGUUGGUGCUCAGUCCAGGGACCGCAACGAGGGUGUACAGUCCAGGGACCGCAACGAGGGUGCACAGACCGGGGACCGCAACGAGGGUGCACAGACCGGGGACCGCAACGAGGGUGCUCAGUCCAGGGACCGCAACGAGGGUGCACAGGUGGCAAGCCUAGACAACUAA